This is a messenger RNA of Chiloscyllium plagiosum (whitespotted bambooshark), 4046 nucleotides long. The record is from RefSeq and is a predicted model, not a curated record. NCBI's taxonomy places the organism in Eukaryota, Metazoa, Chordata, Chondrichthyes, Orectolobiformes, Hemiscylliidae.
UAACUGGACAGGCGAGGAGGUGAUCGAGUGGCUCAUCAACUAUGUCGAGUUACCGCAGUACGAAGAGCACUUCAGAAAGCUGCACAUAAAUGGACACGAUAUGCCGAGGUUGGCUGUGAAUAACCUCACCCUGGCAUGCUCCUUGCUCAAAGUGAACGAUCGCAGUCAUCGCCAGAAGUUACAGCUGAAGGCUUUGGACACUGUGCUGUUUGGACCACCCCUGUUGACUCGUCACAACCACCUCAAGGAUUUCAUGUUGGUGGUUUCCAUAGUGAUUGGUGUUGGUGGCUGCUGGUUUGCCUACAUCCAGAAUCGUUACUCCAAAGAACACAUGAAGAAAAUGAUGAAAGAUCUGGAGGGACUGCAGAAAGCAGAGCAGAGUCUGCAUGACCUGCAGGAAAGGCUGCAGAAGGCACAGGAGGAGCAUCGAUCGGUUGAGGUGGAGAAAGUCAAUCUUGAGCAGAAGCUACGGGAUGAGAUCAAUGCAGCAAAGCAGGAAGCCCAGCGAUUACGGGGACUGCGGGAAGGCACGGAGAACGAUCUGAGUCGGCAGAAAUAUGCGGAGGAGGAGUUGGAACAGGUACGGAUGGCCCUGAAGAAAGCGGAAAAGGAAUUGGAAUCACGUGGGAGCUGGUCCCCACCUGAAACCCUCCAAAAGUGGCUGCAGCUGACUCAUGAGGUGGAAGUGCAGUAUUACAAUAUCAAGAAGCAGAGUGCUGAGAGGCAGCUGAACAUUGCUAAAGAAGGGGCAGAGAAAAUAAAGAAGAAGAGAAACACAUUGUUUGGAACCUUUCACGUGGCACACAGUUCUUCGCUGGAUGAUGUUGAUCAUAAAAUACUAUCGGCAAAGCAGUCUCUGAGUGAGGUUACAGCAGCUUUACGGGAGCGCCUUCAUCGAUGGCAGCAGAUCGAGAUGCUGUGCAAAUUCCAAAUUGUCAAUAAUCCUGGCAUCAGUGCCCUGCACUCGGUGCUGAACGUGGAUCCAAGCUGGCUUGGACAGGCGCGGUCCACUCCCACACACUUCAUCCUUACUGAUGAUCUAGACGAUAUGGAGGAGGAGUUGGUAACUCCAGUCACUCUCCAAUCUUCCCUCAGCGUGCACCCAUCUGUUCGCCAGCGUCAGGUUGACUCUCAGCACGCUGCUGGCUCCCAGAGGUUGGUAGAAGGUUUUAUUCCUGGGCAAAGUGAAUCUCUCCCAUGGAGCAACAGGGCAUCUCUCCGCCGUAUGCAAAGUCUUUCCUAUAUCUGUCCCUGCUCUGAUGUGUUUGGACCUGCCUUAUCCUCCUGCACUCAUUCUCACUGCUUCCAUCAUCCCUCUCACCAUCUGGAAACCAUUCCUGACCUUCCCCCUCCUGAUGUCCUUGAUGUCUCCACUGGGAUCCGCGUGCGGACUAGAAGUCAUGGGGAGUUAAACCGCUCUGAUUCCGAAUCCUCCAUUUCUCAGUCCAGUGAUCAGCAACGUCUUGCCAAUCCUUCGGGAUCUCCCAGUGCCCUCCUACACAGCUCUGGAUCCAGGUCUGCGCCAUCCAAGCCUACCUCCCUCCUCAAACUGACAGAAGAGAGCACCCUGAGCGAGAGUGUGGUGUCAGACUUCAACAUCCCCAGCCCGAAUGGCAGCAGCAGCAGUAAACAGGCUGACUCACUGAGCAGCAUGUGUUCUGAGAGCAUAUCGGAUAGUCCCGUGACCGGCAGGAAGCCUUACCCCAACCGGGGCCUGGAGAAGUCAGCUAGUCUGGGCGAGAUCCACCGCGGCACAGAGGGUUUGGUCCUCAGCCCCUCUGAAUCCUCGCGCUCGCUCAGCCCCACAUCCACUGACCCCGAGCCCACCGUGACCGACACCAAAAACGGCAUUAAGGGAACCAAAAUCCCUCAGCUAUCCUCAAAAAAGUCUCCAGUGGAGGAGGACAGCACGUCAACAGGUGAGGAGACUGAGCCCAACCCUGGCAAAAAGAAACCAGGAUUUAAGCUGUUCAAGAAAAAGAACAAAUAAGUCGGGUUGGCCUGGGGAGCUGGCCUUUUCCAAGCAGGAGGUCUGCACACAACUGAACUGAACUGAGAAAACUUGUAGACACCCAGCACUUCAGGGACUCAGUUUAUCCUUUGGUCAAGCUUUUUACUAGAGCUCUUUGUCCCCAGGGAAUGGAUUUUAUUUAAUCUUAUUUAUUUUACAGACUGGUGUUCCUCAUUUCUAAGCUUCUCCCAAGUUGAUGAAGAAGGGGAACUGUGAGGAGCUUCCUGCUUUUUGGGACAUCUCUCUCUAUCCUGCUGCAUGCGUUGUUUCCCAGUGCCUGAACUGUAUCAGGGCAGCAUGCACUCGCAUUGCUUCUGCAAAAAAAAAAAUUAAAUAUUUUCAAAAGGUUUCUGUGGAAGGUUUGAAAACCUUAAGGUUUGAAGAUGUAGAGAAGUUUGAUGUAUCUUCUCCAAAGGUCUGAGUUACAAAGCUUGUAAAUGACUCAGUAUGACUCUACCUUUAAUAAGUGACUGGGGAUGGGAGUCACGUCUAUCACAGAGGCCAGUGCUUUCCUUUCUGUCCAUUUGCUAAUGUUGGUUUGCCAGUGAGUGGCUUGCACAUGCUGUGGCUGUGUGCAGUCACACUUGGUUGAAUAGUCGGUCUCUGAUUAAAAGUGGAUGUGUCCAGUCAGGAAUACUGGGGCUGAUUGUGCACCGUACUUUGAAGCAGGUUGACCUGCCCAAGCAGAGUCCAGGGAAACCUGACUGACUGACUGACCCAGUCUGCUGCACUUACAGAGCACACCCCCUUCAAAGACCUUCCCACCCCUCCACCAUCACUGCGCUGAUGGCCCACUCUGAGAAAGCUUGGGCCCAGUCUGAUAACAAGACAAGCAGUGCCGUCACUCUUUCUAGCCCUUGCUACCCCCCCUCUAAUCCUCACUCUGUUGUUAAUCUCACUCCAUCCCCCCUCUCCCCAUGUUAAUCUUUUUGAACCUUCACUCCCUGAGUGGGAUUACUCUCUCCAACCCUCCAUGUUGUUAAUCUCACUUUAACCCUCAAUGCUGUCACUGUUACUCUUCUGCUGUUGUGCUAAUAAUCUCUGACCCUUUCUCCCUGACUUGUUAAUUUAAGCACUUUGAAGAUAUUAUCUGAGUGACUCUUGAAUAUCCCUCAUUUGUGACUAUUCCUGAUAUACACAGACUGUGGGUUAUGUGUGCUACUCCCUCUUCCUGGUGGCUGCUGGAUUCUUAACAGCUGGCUGUGAUGGGUUGUGUCCCAGAUCUCCAAGUUCUGUCAUAGAAUUAGUUUCUCCUCCUGAGACUGUACUCAUUAAUUAAAAAUGAUUCUGCUGUGACUGAACUGCAUUCAGAAUGUGGGCAUUGUUAUCCUGAACUCAGCAGGUAGUUGGGAGAUUCUGGUUCCUGUCGAGAUUCUCAGUCGAGAAGGUGUAGACUGUACUCAUGUCUCACUGUGACAUUACAAUCUUCAGCACUCUUAGCUGGACGUAAACCCAUGAGCAGUACUCACUUUUACCAAAGUUUGUCUUUGAUAUGAGCCGUUGGUUUCCUGGGGCUAGGUUGAUAGUGUUAACCCUGGUGUGUGCACCUGUAUCCCUGUGUCUGUCUGUGCAUCUGUGUGUAUUACACUACCGGGGCAACACCAGCCACAGAGUAUGUCAGUGUAGACAGUACCCCUGUAAUGGGUGUACGCAAUCUAUCCUGAGCUGUGUUUGGGAAUUGUUCUGUUAUUGAGGCUGUGGUCAUCAAUGAGCUGAAAAACUGACUUUCAGCUUCUGAAAAUCUCCACAUUCAGAGAGUCGGUCAUAAGGUUGGUUUGGGCGCAACCCUGACUUAGACCUAGUUGUUUCUAAUCAUGUAUCAAGAACUUUGACUUUAAAUUGUGUGCGCAGGAUGCCUUUGAUGGACAGAGAGUGAGUCAGACAGACUCAGUGUAGUGGAGUGUGAUAAAAUAGAGUAGAACUGCAUUCAGCUCUGAGUGUGCAAACUGAAAAAACUGUGCGUGGGGGCACAUGUAUCUGUGUGUGUGGGCACAUGUGUCUGUGUGUGUGUGGGCACAUUUGUGUGCGUGGGCAC